UUGCCACAACACCCGAGAGAUUACCAAAAAAGGGGCUGCUUCACACAGCAAGCACCUCCCCUGCGUCCACCCCUAUAAAUUUGGUUCGUGCCUGCACCCGGGCGCGACUUCCCUGGCCCCUUUCUCUCGGACCAGUGAACCUCGCCUGGGAGCGUUCCCAAAUAAAGCUUGCUUAAGCUCUCCUCCGUUUCUUGGUGCCGUUCCUUACAUUUGGUGCCGAAACCCGGGAGGGGUACCCAGCCCCACAAAUUACCGCGGGGCCACCCCUCACACCCCCUAGGGGACGACCGGGGACCUCUGCUCACCCACCCGAUCCGGCAGAAGCGGGCGCCUCCACGCGGAGGGCAAACCGACCCAACGGCCCUACCUCUCGAACUCCUGGGAUUGGCUGACGAUUGACAACACCCGGACUCGAAGACCCCCAACACCCUCGCCGAGCCCAGAGUAACGCUACAGGUAGCGGAUGGCAGCUCAAUACUCGGCCCUGACGGACGCCGCCGGGCAGCCUACGCGGUAGUAACCAUCUCAACCAUUAUCGAGGCCAACCGCCUCCCAGAAGGGACAACCUCUCAAAGGGCUGAACUGAUCGCACUCACGCGGGACCUUGACUUCUCUAAGGGCCAAAGGGUCAAUAUCUAUACAGAUUCUAAAUAUGCCUUCCUGAUUGCACACAGCCAUUCAGCUCUUUGGAGGGAGUGUGAAGUUUUGACCACCAAGGGCUCCCCGGUGGUCAACGCCUCCCUCAUCGCAAAACUCCUGGAUGCCCUCCAACUGCCUGAGGAGGUGGCAAUCAUCCACUGCAGGGGCCACCAGUCUCCCUCUAACCCAAUAGCACAAGGUAACUCAAAGGCCGACUCCGUGGCCCGCAAGCUCACCAAAGGGGCCCCUCCAGCUCUGAUCUUGUUCCUCACCUCAAUCCAACACGCAUAUGACCCCCACGAAGAGACAGCACUACUAUCCAAAGGGGUCCACAAGGACAACAAAGGAUGGAUUUUUAUGGACAACAAAGUUGCCCUCCCUUCAGCUCAAGCGGCCAGCCUCCUAUAAGACAUCCACAAGUCCCUACACAUUGGCCCAAAGGCAAUGUUCCGUUUCCUAGAUCCCUUCUUUUAUAUGCCUGGACUCAGAGAUGCCUUCUCAAAAACUCAGGCGGCUUGCCAGACUUGUGCGUCCAUCUCUCCACAAGGAGGCCUACGGCCCCGAAUUCCUACUCACUAGAUGCGCGGACACCAACCUGGCAAGGACUGGCAGAUUGACUUCACCCACAUGCCCUGCUGUAAACGCUUCCAAUAUUUCACCUUUUCAGGUUGGAUCGAGGCCUUCCCAACGGCCCGAGAAGCAGCAGAUACGGUCGCCACCAUUCUUCUCCAACAUAUCGUCCCCCAGUUUGGCCUGCCUAUCUCCAUCCAGUCGGACAACAGACCUGCCUUCGUCUCUCAGGUGGUUCAGCAGGUAUCCGAGGCUCUUCAGAUCACCUGGAGACUCCAUAUCCCUUACCACCCCCAGUCAUCUGGUAAGGUUGAACGUGCCAACGGGAUCUUGAAGGACCACCUCACCAAGCUGUCCCUUGAGGUCCAUAUCUCAUGGCCCGAUUUGCUCCCUCUUGCCCUUACCCGAAUCUGAGCCUCACCUCGGACCCCUACUGGUCUCAGUCCAUUCGAACUGCUCUAUGGCCGCCCUUUUCUCCUCCAUAACCUACCAACCCAAAACCCACCCCAAGCUUCCUACUUCCCCUACCUGUCUCUGCUCCGCCACCUUCUCCGUGAACACAUUGACCGCAACCUGCCGACGGUCACUGCCUCUGAAACUUCCCCUCUCCCUCUACAACCUGGCGAUAGCAUCCUCCUCAAAGAAUUACACCCCCAAUCUCUCAAGCCACGGUGGACAGGCCCCCAUGUGGUGAUCCUCACCACUCCUACGGCAGCCAAACUCUUGGGACACCUCUCCUGGUACCAUGUCUCCCGCCUUAAAAUGGCCCCAACUCCAGAGACUUGGACGGCCCAACCGCUGGGUCCCACAAGACUACGGCUUGUCUGUCACCCUGUCUCUCCUCCUGCUGCUCCUCCUGCCACCCAGGACUCACCAGAUGUCCCUAUGGCGCUUCCAUGUCCAUGGGACAUGGCAAGCUAAAGGUCGGACCCACACUCGAGUCUUGGGCACGGGGGACUGCCAACCAGAUGGGUGCCAGGCCCUGGUGACAGUCCAGAUCCCCAUCUCUAACAUAGAAGGUGUUCCCCUGGGUUGGUCCACCCCCGCUGUCUGCUUCACUUACGAUCAGACCAGAGACUACUGUCAAUGGUGGGAUGAGACCUAUGGGGGGUGCCCCUAUCACUCAUGUAACAUCCAUGUGGCAAAACUAGAUACCAGGAGCUCGCUCCAACAAUCCCACCUGCUCACCACAAAUGGCAAGGGUCAAUUAUUCAUUAACAUCAAAGAUCCCUGGGACACAAGAUGGGUAAAAGGGGUACAAGGAAAAAUCUACCGGUGGGCAACUGAUGCCUACCCUGUGGGCUCUAUCAGGGUCUUCCGCUCAUACGUCAGAGUGAUCCCUGAAAUUAUCCAGCACUUGAGCGAGCAGGCCACCAUGGUCCAGGAGACAGAACAGGCCCUAGAACGCCAAUUACCCCACCCUGACCAUAAGACGGACCCUUUUUCUUGGUUGGCCCUCAUCCGCCAAGGGGUGCAAAUGCUUAAUCACACCGGAAUAGGCAACAUCUCUGACUGCUUUCUAUGUGCCUCACUUGGCCGACCACCAUUAACUGCUGUCCCACUCGACCAGCCCUUCACCUCUACCCUCCUUAAUUCCUCCCAGAACUUACCUUUUCCCCCUUUAAGAGUCCCCAUAUUCCUUGAUUUAGAAAAAAAGAACCUCACAAUUUGCUAUGGCAGCCGACCAAACUUAACUAAUGAUGCACUCCCUUGCAACUCAUCCCUCCCUGUAACUACGCCAAUGGGGGCCCCACCAGGUCUGUUCUUUUGGUGUAAUGGCUCCCUUACAAAAGAGAUCAACUCUUCCUCCCCCUUUCCAUGUAUCCCCGUCACCCUUGUUCCACAGCUCACAUUAUAUGGCGAAGCCGAAUUUCUCUCACUUACCACACAACUCUUCGGCCGACAGAAAAGGGCCAUCUUUCUCCCUAUGGUAGCAGGCAUUUCCCUCGCCUCCUCCCUCGUUGCUGCAGGCAUCGGGGGAGGAGCCCUGACACACAGUGUCUCAACAUCCCGCAACCUAGAAGAGAAACUCCAGCUAGCCAUUGAGGCCUCUGCCGCCUCCAUCACCUCCCUCCAGCGCCAGAUCACCUCAGUAGCCCGAGUUGCCUUCCAAAACCGACGCGCCCUGGACCUUCUGACAGCCGACAAAGGAGGUACCUGCCUCUUCCUACAAGAAGAAUGCUGCUACUAUAUCAACGAGAUAGGGGUCGUUGAGGACAAUGUGGAUGCUCUCCGACGCUUAAAAGAAGAACUCCAACGCAGGCAGCGACAAUCCACCUCCCCCAUCCCCGACUGGUGGCGGUCCUGGCUGACACCAAUCCUAGGCCCCUUAAUCCUUAUCUGCAUCCUAUUCAUGCUUGUCCCCUGUUUCCUCAGGUUUCUCCGCAAUCACAUACAAGAAGUAUCUCGGGUGGCGGUGAAUCAGAUGCUACUCCACCCAUAUACCUUACUACCCACAGAACCCCCCGCUGCCGCCCUCCCCUAAUCUCCGGACUGUUGGCCACCCGACUCCCCUCCAGCGCCCCCAUACAGCAGGAAGCAGCCAGAGAACAAACGUCGCCCCAUUACACCAAAGAAGUCAGGAUGUAAGGCCAGCAGGUCCGGGGAAGGGCCCAGGGAGCCAGACGGAACCCCCACCAAGGUGGUUGAUGCAGCCGACCCACAAGUGGCAUCAGCCCGGGACUUUCCACUUGCCCAGGAAACAGACCCGGGACUUUCCACUUGGCCCCGGCUUUCGCACUCCCCGAGGGGCGAAACC
Lagenorhynchus albirostris (white-beaked dolphin) is the source of this 3967-nucleotide messenger RNA. RefSeq names its product endogenous retrovirus group FC1 Env polyprotein-like. The record is from RefSeq and is a predicted model, not a curated record. Lineage: Eukaryota; Metazoa; Chordata; Mammalia; Artiodactyla; Delphinidae. The transcript has 3 exons. The coding region runs from base 1955 to 3694 and encodes 579 amino acids.